UUCUCGCGAGAGUUGCCAGAACGUGAGUCCGUGGCACCGGCCGGAGCCGGGAUGGGCCCUGGCCUGCUCCGCGGAGGCGCUGAGUGGGGUUUUGCGGCUCUCGGGCCGCCGCGGGAAUGGCGCCCCGAGACCGGCCGGUAGCGGCGCCCCUCACUCCGGCCAUGCGCAAGCGGGGCGCCCGGAAGCGCCUCAAGUUCCGGGCCGGCGACGUCUGCUUGGAACGCGUGACCGUAGCCGACUAUGCCAACUCGGACCCCGCUGUGGUGAAGUCCGGGCGCAUCAAGAAGGCCGUGGCCAACGCCGUCCAGCAGGAAGUGAAAUCAUUCUGUGGUUUGGAAGCAUCUAAUGUACCUACUGAUGAAGUAUUAUCAGUGGCAGAGUCCUGUGGCAGUAGCGAUGAAGUGGAUUCUAAGGAUUCCAUUAAUGAUAAAAUAUCGUCUAGAAAAAAGAAAAGCAAGAGGUGUAAAGAAAAUUCUGAUGGAGAGGUAGGCAGAGAAUAUCCUAUUGAUAUCUGGUUGAUGCUGGCAUCCUACAUACGUCCAGAAGACACUGUGAAUUUCUCUCUGAUUUGUAAAAGAGCUUGGACUGUCACUUGCACUGCUGCCUUUUGGACCAGACUGUACAAAAGGCACUACAAUAGGAAUGCUGCCCUCCCAAUCCGUUUGCAGCCAAAGUCAAUGGAGAAGAUGUACUGCCUUCGUGCAUGUGUAAUCCGGUCUUUAUACCAUAUGUACAGACCUUUUGUUUCUCACAUAGCCAGAAGCCCAGCUAUUCCAGAGACAACUCCAAGCACUCUAAAAAAUUCAAAAUGUCUUCUUUUCUGGUCAAGAAAGGUUGAGCAACAGACUUCACGGUGGGAAUUCAGCUUCAAAUUACAAAGGCAGACUCCAAAGUUCAAGAAUAAUGGUUUGAAACGUCUCCAACCACCUCUCCGAUAUGAAGAUGUCCACAUAAACCCUGACAAAGACUGCUGCCUACUGCAGAUCACUACUCUUGACUUUAUAUAUAUUCCUAUAGUGAUGGGCAUGACAGUUACCUUGUUCACAAUAAAUGUAAGCACUGAUAUGAGGCAUCACAGAGUGAAGAUAGUUUUCCACGAUUCCCCGGUUUGGAGUGGCAAGAAACAAAGAUUUGACCAUGGAGUGCAAAUCGUAAUGGACCCUGUGCAUAGUGUGCGUCUUUUUGAUUGGUGGCAUCCACAGUUCCCCGCUUCACACUUCUGAGAAAUUCCAAGUAAUUUACAUAAUAUGAACUGGAAAAAACUUCAAGAACUUAAUUUUAUUUUUGGACUAUAUUCUAUACUAUUGCCAUAAAUGACUAAACUUGAUAGUCCAGCCUGUGCAUAUUUGAUCACAAGUAUGAAGAAAACUGUUGUAAUGAAGUUGCAUAAACACUUACUACAUUUUAUGAUCUGAA
This is a messenger RNA of Anolis carolinensis (green anole), 1416 nucleotides long. It is a transcript of the gene tmem183a, whose product is annotated as transmembrane protein 183A. NCBI's taxonomy places the organism in Eukaryota, Metazoa, Chordata, Lepidosauria, Squamata, Anolidae. Gene Ontology annotation, biological process: regulation of protein stability. Gene Ontology annotation, molecular function: protein binding. Gene Ontology annotation, cellular component: SCF ubiquitin ligase complex. The transcript is spliced from 8 exons. The record is from RefSeq and is a predicted model, not a curated record. Bases 117 to 1223 code for a protein of 368 amino acids.